Daphnia carinata is the source of this 2061-nucleotide messenger RNA. RefSeq names its product lactosylceramide 4-alpha-galactosyltransferase-like. The transcript has 4 exons. NCBI's taxonomy places the organism in Eukaryota, Metazoa, Arthropoda, Branchiopoda, Diplostraca, Daphniidae. Bases 825 to 2015 code for a protein of 396 amino acids. Gene Ontology annotation, molecular function: hexosyltransferase activity. The record is from RefSeq and is a predicted model, not a curated record. Gene Ontology annotation, biological process: glycosphingolipid biosynthetic process.
GUGAAUAAUUAACGAGCCUACGGACUAACUCUCGUCGAUUUCUUGAAUAAAUAACGCAAACUGAAGGAAUAUUCAUGACCUGUUGGCUGGAGUGGAUACGGAUCCAAAUGUCGGCGACCGUCAUGCCACAGUCAGUCACGCAAAAGUACGAAACAACUCAGGAACCUUAUGCCAGUUUUAAGAGUUGGCAUUGCAAUUAUUUGUUCCCCCACAAGACUAUGUACGGUCGUACCGCAAUUCCGUUGUUUUUCUUUACUAUGGCCAAAAAUGUUAAGUAAAUGAGAACACUUGAACAUCCAAAGUAGCUGACGAUGAUUGUUCGGAGAACUGCCAGUACGCUGUGAUCUAUAUCGUACGUUACCUGUUAUGUCAGUUAUUGGACCAGAAUUUUAAACUGUAAUUCCGAAGUGCCAGUGUCAGCGGAGGACAACUUCUAUCUUUGCAAUACGCGCUGAUGUCCAUUAACGUAGAGUGUCGCAUAUGUUCAUCAAAUGUGUUUCAUUCUAGUGAAUUCUGAGUCAGCGGAAGAGCGUCAACACACGUAUCGUCAAUAUUUAUUGAUCACGUUGCACAACUACGUGACCGCGCCCUCCAGAUAGUGCUUAUCAGUUAACCCUCGGCAAUGGGCUUGCACAACUGAUAAAAGCAACAGUGUUUGAUCUGUACAUACUUGGUUGACUAUACUUGGAGGUGAGGUCGCAAGGAGACCUCAUUAGGUGUCAUAAAGGAUUUCGAAGUUCAAAAUCCGCCAACGAAUCAUCCACUUGUACGUAAAAGUGGAUCCACAUUUUUUUUUUCGUGCGACCGUUUUCUGUUUGUUGACAAUGCGGCUAUGUCGUAGUAGCCAUGCAUACCACAUGUUGAACCAGUCCCGUGAAGAAUGCGCCGUUGCUUUCUCCGACUGCCCGCGGAGGUGGCGUUCUCUAUCGGUUACUCGCCGUCACAUCUUUUUCGCCAUCUCUUCUAUUCUUUUUGUCCUUGUUUUGAUCUACAAUUUCAUCACUUCUGAAAUAUACCUUCAUCAGAUGACUCCUCGGGUGAACGUGCGAAGAGCUGUAAGAUCCAGAUGUUGCCUACCAGGGACUACAAGUGGAUCCGACAUGUGUGGACGUCCGGAUUGUGUGUGGCCCUGUCCAGUACCAAAAUUACCGGAGCACAAGCACCUAAACGUGGUGCAAGAUAAAGCCUUUUUUCAUGAAACAUCUGGUGCCUCUUCGUUGAACUUCCGCCAAGCGUGCGUCGUCGAAUCGCUGGCCUUCCACAAUCCAAAUUUAACCGUUCACCUUCUAAUGACCGGUUCAAAAAUCGAUACCAACACCGUGACAAUGAAGACGCUGAGGCAGAACUACCCCAACAUUCAGGUCACUAGCAUUAAUUUAGGCGAUUACAUGGCCGACACUCCACUAGAACGCUGGUACUUUUGCACAGACUGGAACCGUGGAUGGUUCGCCGUGUCUCAUCUCAGCGAUGCUCUCCGUUUCUUAACCCUGUCGAAAUACGGUGGUUACUAUUUUGACUUGGACGUGAUUCAACUUCGUCCUGUCACGUCCUAUCGCAAUUUUGUCGUAGCAGAAGAUAAUGACAAACUCGGAUCUAGUGUUAUUCAUGUCGAUCAUCAGCAUCCGGUCAUCCAAGCAGCUGUUGAAACAUUUUCAGCUGAUUACAAGUGGUACGUUUGGUCUCAUAAUGGGCCCGACCUUGUUACCCGGAUCCUACAAAAGUGGUGUCAGGUUUACUACAUUAGUUGGAUGACGCCAAAUCGCUGCCAUGGAUUUCGGAUCUUAGCCCCCAAGUCUUUCUAUCCAGUGCACUACUUUCGCUGGCGAGAUUAUUUCUAUAAACGGGGCGACAAACCACAAGAUAAGCUGAACUGGGAUGAGUCCGUUGUAGGAGCGCACGUCUGGAACAGCAUGAGCUCGAAAUGGAUGGUUAAUAAAUAUUCUAACCAAUAUUACGCUCAGAUGGCACGUUUAUCGUGCCCCCGCAUAUUUGAUGUAGCACCUGAACAAUUUUAGAUCAUUGUAUCCGUCUAUUUUUAUAUAAAAAGAAUAAAUAAUUCUU